UCCAAACACAUGUCAAAAGAACUCUUACUAGUAGUUUAUUUUCUCUCUCUACACCCGCCUUUCCCCUUUUAAAUUAAACUCUCUCUUUUCUGAACAGUUUUGAAAUUUCAAUUCUCGUCAUCAACUGAAAAUGCUAGAAGGGCGAGACCCAAUUGAACUUUUUAUGAGUCUUGAUCGGUGGCCUUUGUCACCCAUCGAAGAAGAAGAAGGAGAGGCAUCAUCUGAGAUGUACAUGGUGGGUUUUGUGAUUGUUAAUGUUGUUGGUCUACAGUACUACAAUGGUACUAUCCGUGGUCGUGAAAUGGUUGGACUUCAACGUGAACCACUUAAUCAGUAUGAUUCAAAUGCUAUUAAAGUACUGAAUACUCGUGAAAUUCAAGUUGGACACAUCGAACGCUCCGCCUCUGCCGUUUUAGCACCCCUUCUUGAUGACCAUCUCAUCUCCAUUGACGGAAUUGUUCCAAAGGUGGCUCGUCCAGGAAACAGAUACAAACUUCCCUGUCAAGUUCACAUCUUUGCAAGAUUGGAAGCAUUUGGAAUAGUAAAAUCAGCAAUUACAAAUGGUGGGCUGUAUUUGAUUGGCGAGAGCAAUCCAUCAUUUACACUUUCAGAGGCGGAGGUAGUGAAGGAGAAAAGAAGUACACCAGAAGGGAGGGACAUCGAUGAGAUAUUUAAGCUGUUGGAUGACAAAGUCAGUAAAAAGGAAGAACUGAAGGCAUUAGAGCCACCCAAAAAUAUAAUAAAGUCGAAGCUUCUUCUGCACCAGAAGGAAGGAUUGUGGUGGUUGGUUCAGAGGGAGAAAUCUGAAGAAUUGCCUCCCUUUUGGGAAGAGAAAGAGGGUAAUUAUGUGAAUGUCCUGACAAAUUACUCUACCGAUAAAAGACCUGAACCUAUAAGAGGUGGAAUAUUUGCAGAUGAUAUGGGGUUGGGGAAGACACUUACUCUUCUUUCUUUGAUUGCUUUCGAUAAAUGUGGUGGUGUUCUUUCUUCUUCAAUCAAAAGUGGGCAUCUAAAUUCUGAGAGAGAUGACGGAUUAGAUGAAGAGGAAGACACAUGUGCAGCUUCGUUUAGUAAGAGGAAUAAAAGGGGAAGAGAUAGUGGAAAGGCUAACAAUUCACGGAAGAAGCAAAAGACUGAGCGAGCACACACUCUACAUGUGAAGGGAAAAUCAGUGUUUAGUCCUGACAGACGUUCUGGCAAUUCAAAUUCAGGGCCGACAUUGGUUGUUUGUCCACCAGCUGUAUUCUCAUCAUGGACCUCACAGAUUGAGGAGCACACAAAAUCAGGUUCGCUGAAGUCAUAUCUUUAUUAUGGAGAGCGGACAGGAGAUGCCAGUGAGCUGGAAAAGUAUGACAUAGUUUUAACUACUUAUAGUAUUCUAGCUAAUGAAGACACAUGGAUAGAUUCUCCUGUCAAAAAGAUAGAAUGGUGGCGAGUAAUCUUGGAUGAGGCACAUGUCAUUAAGAAUGUGAAUGCUCAGCAAAGUCGAGCAGUUAACAACUUGAAAGCUAAUCGAAGGUGGCUGGUAACAGGAACACCAAUACAAAAUAACUCAUUCGAUUUGUAUUCUUUGAUGGCAUUUUUGAGAUUUGAGCCUCUGUCUAUUAAAGCCUACUGGAACAGUUUGAUACAACGUCCACUUGCCCAGGGAGAUGAGAAGGGGGUGUCGAGGCUGCAGGUCCUAAUGUCAACCAUGUCUUUGAGAAGGACCAAAGAAAAGGCUCUAACUGGUUUGCCAUCAAAAUCUAUUGAGACUUUUUUUGUGGAGCUUUCUGGAGAAGAAAGGGAAAUUUAUGAUCAGAUGGAAUCAGAAGCUAAGAAGAUUGUCAAUCAAUACAUCUCUUCUGAUAGUUCAAUGAAAAAAUACUGGACUGUGCUGAGUGUUAUUGUACGACUUCGACAGAUCUGUAUAGAUUUAGCCUUGUGUCCUUCAGACCUGAGAUCUUUACUGCCAUCAAAUAAAAUUGGAGAUGUGCAGAGCAAUCCACAGUUGUUGGACAAAAUGCUGUCAGCAUUGCAAGAUGACGAGGGAAUUGAUUGUCCAAUCUGCAUUUUUCCACCUACCAAUAGUGUCAUUACUUGUUGUGGGCAUAUAUUUUGCAAGUCAUGCAUUUUGAAGACCAUAAAACGCGCCAAUCCUUGCUGCCCACUUUGCCGUCAUCCUCUGUCAGAGUCCGACCUAUUCUUCUGCCCACCUGAAGCAUCUAAUGCAGCAAAUAGUGGAAGUUCAUCCACUGCAUCAUCCAAAGUGAAUGCACUCCUAAAACUUCUUGUUGCAUCAAGAGAUGAAAGCCCUAGCAGAAAAUCAAUUGUCUUCUCUCAAUUCAGGAAGAUGUUGCUCCUACUUGAGGAGCCGCUUAAAGUAGCUGGGUUUAAGAUAUUGCGCUUAGACGGGUCAAUGAAUGCAAAAAAGAGAUGCCAAGUCAUUAAGGAGUUUGAAAUCCCAGCUCCCAAGGGGCCUACCAUCUUGCUUGCAAGUCUAAAAGCUUCAGGUGCUGGAAUAAAUCUUACAGCUGCUACUAGAGUCUAUCUAAUAGAACCUUGGUGGAAUCCAGCAGUUGAGGAGCAAGCUAUGGACCGAGUCCAUAGAAUUGGACAGAAGGAAGAUGUGAAGAUUGUGAGGAUGAUUGCACGAAGCACCAUUGAAGAGAGGAUACUGGAACUGCAAGAAACGAAGAAACUGCUGGCGAGGAAGGCUUUCGGGAAGAAGAAGAGCUCGCAAGAUCAAAGGGAUAUUAGUGUUGAUGACCUUCGUACCUUGAUGCACUUGUGAUGUCAUUCUUAUUUCUUUAUUGAUGAUCCGUAGAUGGAUGUAUAUGUUUUUGUAAAUGCUUAAUGUACUAUCCAUCUGAUCUUUUUGGUCAGAAAUGCAUGCCUAUACAGUUACUGCAAUCUUCACUGCUUUGAAUUAUUUUGCUCAACUUUCUAUGAAAAUGGAAAUAGUGCUUUGAACU
Molecule: messenger RNA, 2954 nt
Organism: Lycium ferocissimum
Lineage: Eukaryota; Viridiplantae; Streptophyta; Magnoliopsida; Solanales; Solanaceae
Product: putative SWI/SNF-related matrix-associated actin-dependent regulator of chromatin subfamily A member 3-like 1
Exons: 4
Coding region: 131-2773 (880 amino acids)
Molecular function (GO): ATP-dependent chromatin remodeler activity; nucleic acid binding; zinc ion binding
Source: RefSeq, a predicted model, not a curated record